CGCGCCUUUUGUUUCCCGGAGCACAAGGCAACAGCGAGCCCGACUGGGGCAACUAUAAUUCCGUAUGAAAGUGCGUCUUUCGAGUUUCUUAAGUAAAUUAAGAAAAAGAGAAGGGGCAAAAUGACAGAGGAAAAAGCAGAGAAAUCAGCUGCUGAUGAAAAUGCAUAUGAUGUCCUUGAAAGGGAAUUUCAAGAGGUUCUCAAUGAACUUGUGGGAGACAAGAAUUUGGAGAAAUUUAGGGCAGAAUAUGAGAAACUUCACAAGGCCCUAAAAAAAUCCCAUGAGAGUGAAAAAAGGCUCAUGGCAAAAUGCAGGGAAUUAAAUGCCGAAAUAGUGUCCAAUUCUGCCAAAGUAGCUACAGCAAUGAAGUUAUCCCAAGAAGAUCAAACCACGAUUGCUUCACUUAAAAAGGAGAUAGAAAAAGCUUGGAAAAUGGUUGAUUCAGCUCAUGAAAAAGAGCAGAAGUCUAAAGACACCAUCCAGACCUUAAAGCAAGAGAUUGCCAAUCUGUCUAAACAAAUCGAGCAGGGAACUGGAUUAUCCAUAGGCCAAGAGCACAGUGUAAAUGAUUUAUUGAAGAUCAAGGAAGACCUCACAAAAGAAAGAGAUGAACUGCUAAGUGAAGUUGUGAGUUUACGGGAAAAUUUAACAAAAAGCGCAGUGCAGCAGCAACAAAUUGAAGCACAGAAAGAUGAAGCCAAUGAAACCAUAGCACAGCUCCAACAGGACAUCCAAAUGAGGCAAAAUGAGUGUGCACGGGAAACACGGAGAAAGGAGAAACUGGAAAAAGAAAUGAAGCAGCUGCAGGUUGAACUGGAUGCCAAGCAUGCAGAGAUCAAAGGGUUGAAUCAACACAACCAGAGGAGUAAAGAUGACUUGGCAAAGCUGGAACAGCAGUUGCGAGAGCAGAAGAUUCUGAAUGAAAGAGCUACAAAAGAUUAUGAGCAGUUACAAGUUCGAAAUGCAAAAAUUGCUCAAGAAAAUGAUCAAAAUGUUCUGACUGUUGAACAACUAACGCAAGAAAAUCAGCAACGGUCCCUUGAGCUUAAGAUGAAAGAAGAUGAGGUAAAUCACAUGCGCCAAGAGAUCAGUAAAUUAACAAAGUUGCGAGAAGGAAUCCAGAAGAAGUUACGGCAGAUGGAGGACCAAAAGACUGAAGUUGAGCAACAGAGGGACACUUUAAAAAACCAGAUAACCGGACUGGAAAGAGAGUUGGAAGUAUUUAAGAAACAAGCAGAAAUUGAUAAGAAAGCUGUAGAAGAUCUAAUCAGGGAGAGGGACAUUUUAAAGAAGAGUGAGAUAAAAGCUGUCAGUGCUACUCAGAAGCAAAUAAAUCUGGUCAAACUCCAUGAACAAGCAAAGAAAAACCUGGAUCAGGAAAUUCAAAAUUAUAAGGAUGAAGCCCAGAAACAAAGAAAGAUCAUUUACCAGCUGGAGAAAGAGAGAGACCGCUACAUCAAUGAAGCCAGUGAGCUUACCCAGAAAGUUCUUCAACACAUGGAAGAUAUUAAAGUACGGGAAAUUCAGAUCUUUGAUUACAAAAAGAAAAUUGCCGAAGUGGAGACGAAGCUUAAACAGCAGCAGAACUUGUAUGAGGCUGUGAGAUCAGACAGGAAUUUGUACAGCAAGAACCUUAUUGAAGCACAGGAUGAGAUUACAGAAAUGAAAAGGAAAUUAAAAAUUAUGAAUCACCAAAUUGAUCAGUUGAAAGAGGAAAUCAAUGGAAAGGAGGCAGCUCUUAUGAAAGAACUUUCUGAACAUCAGCGGGUUGAAAAGGAGAAAGAGGCACUCAAGGCAGAACUUCAAAAGAUGAAACUGCAGGCUCAAGAGACAAAGCAAUAUAUUGAUAAUCAAGAAGCAGAAGAGAGAAAACUGUUAAAGAUCAUCAGUGAUGCUGAUGCUGAAAGACUCAAACAGAGAAAGGAACUGGAGCAGGUAAUUGGUGAGCGAGAUAUCCUUGGAACCCAGCUAGUGCGACGCAACGAUGAGCUGGCUCUUCUCUAUGAAAAGAUUAAGAUUCAACAGUCCCUCCUCAACAAGGGAGAGAUUCAGUACAAUCAAAGAGUGGAAGACCUCCGUCUACUCAAGUUGGAGAUCAAAAAGUUGAGGCGUGAGAAAGGAAUCUUGACUAAAACGGUGGCCAAUGUGGAAGACCUGAGGCGGGAAGUCUACCACAUGCAGAAGGAACUACUGAAGGAGCGUACUAGGUGCAGAGCUUUAGAAGAAGAGUUGGAAAAUCCAAUGAAUGUGCACAGAUGGAGAAAACUAGAGGCCAGUGACCCAAGUACCUUUGAGCUGAUUCAAAAGAUUCACACCUUGCAGAAAAGAUUGAUUUCAAAAACCGAGGAAGUGGUGGAAAAAGAGCUGCUAUUACAGGAAAAAGAGAAAUUGUACAUUGAGUUGAAACAUAUUUUGGCUCGCCAGCCUGGCCCUGAAGCCGCAGAACAACUACAGAUUUAUCAGCAAACACUGAGAGAAAAGACUAAACAGCUUAAGGCUUUAUCUUCAGAGCUCAACAUGUAUGAGUCUCAGACAGAGGAUUACAAAUACGAGAUUGAGAGACUCGCUCUUGAACUUCAAAAUGUCAAGAAGAAGUACCUCACACAAAAACGCAAAGAACAGCAGGAAAGGGAGAAGGAAAGAAACUUGGCACAGAUGGGUCAGCCUUUGAUUCAACCACAGCGGACAGACGCCCCGCGUUUCACAGGUGGAGGUUUCAGUCUCAAACAGACGGGGAAGGUCUCAGCCUGACACCAAACGUUACUCCUACGCUUGGCUGUUUCAUUCAGACUUUGUUCCUGAUCUGUCUGCUUACCAAACUGUGUCAAGUAACAAGACCCAAAAGGGACAUGAAGAAAAUCAUUUGUCUUCUGGUCACUUACAUUUUGUGUGCCUCUCUGUAUUCAGCCGAAACUAGGCUAUGAUGAGAAAAGAAACCAUUAUGAAUUAAAAGUGUAUGUCUAAGAAAAUUCAUUUAAACACCAGAUAUUGCCUUGUUUGAACCUCUUUGUCUUUAUAAAAAUGUUACAGAAAAUUGAAACACUUUUUGAAUUCCUUUGAGUUAUCGUUAUAUCAUUUAUUUUGCUUAUUAAACAGACCUUGUAUUAUUUAUAAUUUCA
Messenger RNA from Polypterus senegalus (gray bichir), 3119 nucleotides. It is a transcript of the gene cfap58, whose product is annotated as cilia and flagella associated protein 58. The record is from RefSeq and is a predicted model, not a curated record. The transcript is spliced from 18 exons. Bases 121 to 2751 code for a protein of 876 amino acids. NCBI's taxonomy places the organism in Eukaryota, Metazoa, Chordata, Cladistia, Polypteriformes, Polypteridae. Gene Ontology annotation, cellular component: cytoskeleton.